GCCAGGUCCGGCCGGGAACCGAGGGGCGGGGGCCGAGAGGGAAGUGGGCGGGAGCGGCGGCCGGAGUCGCGAGAGCCGCCGGCGCCCGCGGGGAGCUGAGCAAGUGGGACCCCGCGCGGGCCGGGCCGGGAUGAGCCAUGGCAUCGGUCAAGGUGGCCGUGAGGGUCCGGCCCCUGAAUCGCAGGGAAAAGGACUUGGAAGCCAAAUUCAUUAUACAAAUGGAGAAAAGCAAAACAACAAUCACAAACUUAAAGAUACCUGAAGGAGGAUCUGGGGACUCAGGGAGAGAACGGACCAAGACCUUCACUUAUGACUUUUCUUUUUAUUCUGCUGAUACAAAAAGUCCAGAUUAUGUUUCACAAGAAAUGGUUUUCAAAACCCUUGGCACAGAUGUUGUGAAGUCUGCAUUUGAAGGUUAUAAUGCUUGUGUCUUCGCAUAUGGACAGACUGGAUCGGGAAAGUCAUACACGAUGAUGGGAAACUCUGGUGAUUCUGGCUUAAUACCUCGGAUAUGUGAAGGGCUUUUCAGUCGGAUAAGUGAAACCACCAGAUGGGAUGAAGCCUCUUUUCGAACUGAAGUCAGCUACUUAGAGAUUUAUAAUGAACGUGUGCGAGAUCUACUUAGGCGGAAGUCAUCCAAAACCUUCAAUUUAAGAGUCCGGGAGCAUCCAAAAGAAGGACCUUAUGUUGAGGAUUUAUCCAAACAUUUAGUACAGAAUUACGGUGAUGUAGAAGAACUUAUGGAUGCAGGAAAUAUCAAUCGUACCACUGCAGCGACUGGGAUGAAUGACGUCAGUAGCAGGUCUCAUGCCAUCUUCACCAUCAAGUUUACUCAGGCAAAAUUUGAUUCUGAAAUGCCGUGUGAAACCGUGAGUAAGAUCCACUUGGUCGAUCUUGCUGGAAGUGAGCGUGCCGAUGCCACUGGUGCCACAGGGGUCAGACUGAAGGAAGGGGGGAACAUUAACAAGUCCCUCGUGACUCUGGGCAAUGUCAUCUCUGCCUUAGCUGAUUUAUCUCAGGAUGCAGCCAACCCUUCUGUAAAGAAGAAGCAAGUUUUUGUGCCUUACAGGGAUUCUGUUUUGACAUGGUUGUUAAAAGAUAGCCUUGGAGGAAAUUCUAAAACUAUCAUGAUUGCCACCAUUUCACCUGCUGAUGUCAAUUAUGGAGAAACCCUAAGUACUCUUCGCUAUGCAAAUAGAGCCAAAAAUAUCAUCAACAAGCCUACCAUUAAUGAGGACGCCAACGUCAAACUCAUCCGUGAGCUGCGAGCUGAAAUAGCCAGACUGAAAACGCUGCUUGCUCAAGGAAAUCAGAUUGCCCUUUUAGACUCCCCCACAGCCUUAAGUAUGGAGGAAAAACUUCAGCAGAAUGAAGCAAGAGUUCAAGAAUUGACCAAGGAAUGGACAAAUAAGUGGAAUGAAACCCAAAAUAUUUUGAAAGAACAAACUCUAGCCCUUAGGAAAGAAGGUAUUGGAGUUGUUUUGGAUUCCGAACUGCCCCAUUUGAUUGGCAUUGAUGAUGACCUUCUGAGUACUGGAAUUAUCUUAUAUCACUUGAAGGAAGGUCAGACUUAUGUUGGUAGAGAAGAUGCUUCAACAGAACAAGAUAUUGUUCUUCACGGUCUGGAUUUGGAGAGUGAGCACUGUAUCUUUGAAAAUGCCGGGGGGACGGUGACGCUGAUACCCCUAAGUGGGUCUCAGUGCUCUGUGAAUGGUGUGCAGAUCUUGGAGGCCACACACCUAAAUCAAGGUGCCGUGAUACUCUUGGGAAGAACCAAUAUGUUUCGCUUUAACCAUCCAAAGGAGGCUGCCAAGCUCAGGGAGAAGAGGAAGAGUGGCCUUCUGUCCUCCUUCAGCUUGUCCAUGACCGACCUCUCGAAGUCCUGUGAGAACCUCUCCGCAGUCAUGUUAUACAACCCAGGACUUGAAUUUGAGCGGCAACAGCGAGAAGAACUUGAAAAAUUAGAAAGCAAAAGGAAACUCAUAGAGGAAAUGGAGGAGAAGCAGAAAUCUGACAAGGCGGCGCUGGAGCGCAUGCAGCAGGAGGUAGAAAGCCAGCGCAAGGAGACGGAGAUCGUCCAGCGCCAGAUCCGCAAGCAGGAGGAGAGCCUCAAGCGCCGCAGCUUCCACAUCGAGAGCCGGCUCAAGGACCUGCUGGCCGAGAAGGAGAGGUUUGAGGAGGAGAGGCUGCGGGAGCAGCAGGAGAUGGAGCUGCAGAAGAAGAAGCAGGAAGAAGAGCGCUUCCUCCGGGUCAAAGAGGAACUCCAGCGGCUGCAGGAACUCAACCACAGCGAGAAGGCCGAGAAGACGCAGAUAUUUGAAGAACUGGACCGGCUCAAAAGGGAAAAGGAUGAGCAGUGUGCCAAGCUGGAACUGGAAAAAAAGAGGCUUGAGGAGCAAGAAAAGGAGCAGGUCAUGCUCGUGGCCCAUCUGGAGGAGCAGCUACGGGAGAAGCAGGAGAUGAUCCGGCUCCUGCGGCGCGGAGAGGUGCAGCGGGUGGAGGAGGAGCGCAGAGACCUGGAGGGCAUCCGGGCGUCCCUGCUGCGGGUGAAGGAAGCCCGCGCUGAGGGCGAUGAGGACGGAGAGGAGCUGGAAAGGGCUCAGCUGCAUUUCUUAGAGUUCAAGAGAAGGCAGCUGGUCAAGCUAGCCAACUUGGAGAAGGACCUGGUGCAGCAGAAGGACCUUCUGAAAAAAGAAGUUGAAGAAGAACAGGAAAUCCUGGAACGGUUAAAAUCUGAAAAUGAGGAGGACUCUAGGUUGUUGGGGAAAAAUGAUGAUGGCGUCACAUAUGUCCCCCAGGUGGCUCAAGAUUUAGAGAAAAUAAAGCCAGCUGAGUGUAGGCUGCACCAUAAAGAGCGCCAGCUCCAGUACCUCCUGCAGAACCAUCUGCCGACUCUGUUAGAGGAAAAGCAGAGAGCGUUUGAAAUCCUCGAUACAGGCCCUCUGGGCUUAGACAACACGCUUUAUCAAGUAGAAAAAGAAAUGGAAGAAAAAGAAGAGCAGCUCGCCCAGUACCAAGCCAACGCGAGCCAGCUGCAGAAGCUCCAAGCCACCUUUGAAUUCACGGCCAACGUUGCCCGGCAGGAAGAAAAAGUGAGGAAAAAGGAAAAGGAGAUUCUGGAAUCGCGGGAGAAGCAGCAGCGGGAGGCGCUGGAGCGCGCUGUGGCCAGGCUGGAGAGGAGGCACUGGGCCCUGCAGCGGCGCUCCACCCUGGGCCUGGAGAUGGAAGAGCAGAGGCAGAAGCUGGCCACCCUGAACAGCAGCAGCAGCGAGCAGUCAGGGCUGCAGGCCAGCCUGGAAGCCGAGCAGGAGGCCCUGGAGAAGGACCAGGAGAGGUUGGAACAUGAAAUCCAGCAGUUGAAGCAGAAGAUCUAUGAAGUCGAUGGUGUUCAGAAAGGGCAUUUUGGUACCUUGGAGGGAAAGGCUGCUUCUUCCAGCUUGUCAUCCAAUCCUGAAAAAUCUCACCUGGUUCCUCUGAUGGACGCCAGGGUCAGUGCUUACAUUGAAGAGGAAGUCCAAAGGCGUCUUCAGGAUUUGCGUCGUGUGAUUUGCAAUGACAGCAGUGUGUCUGCAGACAUGACCAAGAAUAAUGAGAAACUUCACAAUGGUACCAUUCAACGAAAGCUAAAAUAUGAGCGGAUGGUUUCUCGCUCUUUGGGAGCAAGUCCAGAUGACCUGAAGGACCCAAUUAAAAUCAGCAUCCCUCGCUAUGUUCUCUGCGGUCAAGGCAAGGAUGAGCACUUCGAGUUUGAGGUCAAGAUUACUGUCCUUGAUGAGACAUGGACUGUAUUCAGACGUUAUAGUCGUUUCCGAGAAAUGCAUAAAACAUUGAAGUUAAAGUAUGCAGAGCUUGCUACCCUUGAAUUCCCUCCAAAGAAACUAUUUGGAAACAAGGAUGAACGUGUGAUUGCUGAGAGGCGGAGUCACUUAGAGAAAUACCUCAGGGACUUUUUCAGCGUGAUGCUCCAAUCAGCCACGUCUCCCCUACACAUCAACAAAGUGGGGCUGAUGCUUUCGAAACACACCAUUUGUGAAUUCUCGCCAUUCUUCAAGAAAGGGGUCUUUGACUACAGCAGCCAUGGGACCGGGUAGAGCUGGGGUGACAGAGGAACCCCCACUGCAGUGCCUUCUCGUCGAAGCGGGCCUUCGGGUGCGGGGCAGCCUCCCGGCAGCCUCCCGCCUCCUCUCCAGUCCGUACCCAGUGCCUGAGCGUGGGGCUGGCGUGCUUUGCUUGCUGAUGGUGUCUGACGGGUAACUAUUACUGUCCCACUGUGGUUGAAUCGUGGCCUUUCCCCCAUAGUGCUUCCUUCUCCUGCGGUGAGAUGGAUGUGGCUUGAGUAUCUUGGGUUCUCUGAGACAAGCCAACAUGGGACCUCACAAAGUGAGUGGCUCACCAGACUGCCCUUAAAUGACUUUCAUCUGGUUUGAGUCAGAAUUUUUGUAUAAUACCUAAACACUGAUGUUUACACAGAAUUUCAAAUUCUGCAAAAGGGAUUUUCGGUACAAUCACGACUGGAGUCUUCCAUGCCUGACAAACUGGAUGUAGGUGACGUCACUUAAAACUUCUAUAAACCCAUACAAAUUGGAUAGUUGCUUCAUCUUGAAUAUUCAUGAAUUUUUUCCCAAAUGUAAAUGGCUACUGUGCAUUCUCAAGCUUUCUCCACUAAUCACAAAAUGCAUAGCUGAAGGCAUAUUUUUAAACAUAAUUUUGUUCACAUUUUUGUCAUAAAGUCUACUGGAUCUUUAGCUGAAAACUUAGAAUUUGCAGUACCUUAUUAAUGAUCCCUAAAUUACUCAGGACUUAAUGUAGCAUUGCACAUUUAUGUACAGUAAAACUGCUUUGCUUUACUAAAGAGAAAAAUGUAAGUAGAAAAAUAUAUAUGCGGAAUAUAUUGAAAUGUAUAUAAUUUUACCUAUAGAUUUAUAUAUGUACACACUCCUGUACAAUAGUUUUAUCAAAGUAUAUAAUCAUUCACAUAAAUUUAUUAAAGGUAUUUGCUUUUCAAAAUUUAAAUGGAGCUGCUGUCAAUAUUAAAAGAAGUUAUGGAAUGUACUAUGUAACUCAGUU
Eptesicus fuscus (big brown bat) is the source of this 5067-nucleotide messenger RNA. RefSeq names its product kinesin family member 16B (gene KIF16B). The transcript is spliced from 26 exons. The coding region runs from base 138 to 4091 and encodes 1317 amino acids. Lineage: Eukaryota; Metazoa; Chordata; Mammalia; Chiroptera; Vespertilionidae. The record is from RefSeq and is a predicted model, not a curated record. Gene Ontology annotation, biological process: microtubule-based movement. Gene Ontology annotation, molecular function: ATP binding; phosphatidylinositol binding; microtubule motor activity.